Molecule: messenger RNA, 1668 nt
Organism: Aspergillus ochraceoroseus IBT 24754
Lineage: Eukaryota; Fungi; Ascomycota; Eurotiomycetes; Eurotiales; Aspergillaceae
Product: putative Na/H antiporter
Exons: 5
Coding region: 1-1668 (555 amino acids)
Biological process (GO): sodium ion export across plasma membrane; regulation of membrane potential; proton export across plasma membrane
Cellular component (GO): plasma membrane
Molecular function (GO): sodium:proton antiporter activity
Source: RefSeq, a predicted model, not a curated record
AUGCCAACCUUAUCUUUGAUCAACUUCAACAUCGUUUGUGCGACCUUAGGUGGCUUCAUCUCCAUCUUCGGACUAGUCUCGUAUCUGUUAAAAGAACGAUUUUACCUCUCUGAAGCAUUGAUCUCGUUGCUGGCCGGUGUCGUUUUCUCUCCGCACGCCGCCAAUUUCAUCCGACCGCUUGACUAUGCACUCCGUACAGAGGAAAAUCUCGAAGAGAUUACCAUGUGUUUCACUAGACUUGUCCUUGGGGUCCAGCUUGUUCUUGCUGGUGUCCAGCUACCCAAACGUUAUCUGCAGAUCGAAUGGAAGAGUCUUGCUCUACUUCUAGGGCCUGGAAUGGCCGCGAUGUGGAUGUGUAGUGCUCUAGUGAUCUGGGCUCUCGUUCCCAACUUUUCAUUCCUCUACGCGCUUAUUGUCGGUGCCUGUGUCACACCCACGGAUCCUGUGCUCUCGAACUCGAUCGUCAAAGGAAAGUUUGCAGACGAAAACGUCCCGCGGCCACUGCAGCGGAUUAUUGUUGCAGAAUCCGGUGCCAACGACGGCCUUGGCUAUCCCUUCCUUUUCUUUGCCCUCUACCUCCUCCAGUACACUGGCAUGGGGGGUGAAGGAUUCAGUGGGGGGGCGGGGAAAGCCCUGGGCUUGUGGUUCUAUGAAACUUGGGCCUAUACAAUUUUCUUGAGCGUGGGCUACGGCGUGACUGUAGGUUGGAUUUCGAGGGAAUUGCUUCACUGGGCUGAGGAGAAGCACUAUGUGGACAGGGAGAGUUUCUUGGUUUUUGCCAUUGCACUUGCGCUUUUUAUAGUAGGAACUUGUGGAAUGAUUGGAACCGAUGACUUGCUGGCCUGCUUUGUGGCUGGAAAUGUGUUCACACAAGACGACUGGUUUCGUCUUGAAACAAUGGACGAUUCGCUACAACCAACUAUCGAUAUGCUGCUCAACUUGGCUGUGUUCAUGUGGCUCGGUGCUGUGUGCCCUUGGCCGUCAUUCUCGAACAACGACAUCAUCCCUCUCUAUCGCUUAGUCUUCCUGGGGAUCCUAAUCCUCUUGGUGCGUCGCAUGCCAGUCGUCUUUGCAAUGCACAGGCAUAUCGAUCAGAUCGAGAACAUGUUCCAAACCGCCUUCGUCGGCUUCUUCGGGCCCAUCGGUGUCGGUGCAGUCUUCUACCUUACCGUCUGCCGCGAGUAUCUACGCACAAUCACCGUCGACGGUGAGGUCCGCGCGGACGCUCAGCGCAUCUCUGAUGCAGUCAACGUGAUAGUCUGGUUCCUAGUAAUCUGCAGUGUUGUCGUCCAUGGGCUCUCGAUCCCCUUCGCAAAGGCAGGAUACCAUAUUCCUCGCACAAUCUCCAACGCAAUCAGCAUAACAACUACGACCGCCGUCGAACCCGACCCCGUCCCUAUCGCCAACGUCCACAACACCCACAGCACUGCAACCCGCGACUCAGGCGCUGCUAACCACCGCGGCCGCAAAUCCGAUACCGGGACCACGCGAGCCCCCCCGCAGAAGACCAUCUUCCAGAUCGGGCGCACUGUUAUCCGCACUCAGUCUCCGUCCACUGAGCCGCGACGUCUAGGUGUGGGGAAUGAUGACGAACCGGAACGGCCGGUCAAUUUGGUCCUGAGAGGUGGGCCUAGUGAUAUGGAGUCGGGUAGUAACACUCCACCUUAG